Messenger RNA from Adelges cooleyi (spruce gall adelgid), 1567 nucleotides. Its product is annotated as tRNA (uracil-5-)-methyltransferase homolog B-like. Bases 123 to 1469 code for a protein of 448 amino acids. NCBI's taxonomy places the organism in Eukaryota, Metazoa, Arthropoda, Insecta, Hemiptera, Adelgidae. Gene Ontology annotation, biological process: RNA processing. Gene Ontology annotation, molecular function: RNA methyltransferase activity. The transcript is spliced from 8 exons. The record is from RefSeq and is a predicted model, not a curated record.
AACUACAAUUGGAUUCACCACACUUAAAAUUUUAAUCUGCAUUUGAAUUAUUCCUCUAGUCAACGUCUUUACGCUUUUACUAAGUUUAUAUUUACAAAAUCCUUAUUGUAGGUAUUUAAAUAAUGAAGCGUUCUUUAAAUAUAUCGUUUUCUAUCAAUAAACAAUGGAUGAAAACUCGUAAAAAGAGUUCAGUUGUAUCUAGUGAUGUCAAAAACAAUCCUAUACUAGAUGUAACAGCUGAAACACAGUUUCAAAUGCUAGAAAAAGUUGUGACACCAUUAAGCUCCAUGCCAUAUCAAAACCAACUGCAACUAAAACAACGAUGGUCUCACAAAAUAUCUAAAGAAUUUCGAACCAGACUACACAAUGCUAAAACACCGAUAGUUUUACCUACAGUUUAUUCCAUUUCACCUUCGCCACAGAUAAAUGAAUACCGAAAUAAGGAUGAAUAUAAUUUUCGCCCUGGUGUUGAUGGAAAUCCUAAAACUCUUGGAUUCUUUGUGGGUAGCCCAUCUAUGGGAAAUAUUUGUUGUGUUCCACCUAAUAAUUUAAUGAAUAUGAAACAAUCUCACAGACAUAUUGCUCAAAUUUUUCAAGAAUUUGUCAGAGGAUCUAAUUUGCCAGCAAGUUAUGAUCAUUUAGAUGGUGGUUUUUGGCGAGGAAUUGUUGUACGAAGUAAUUUAAAAGGAGACAUUAUGUGCAUAGUUUUUGCUAAUCCUAGAGGAUAUGCUAAUGAAGAUAUGUUAACUGAACAACAAGAACUUGCUACAUAUUUAAGUGAUAACAACUGUCACAUUAAUUCAUUAUACUAUCAUCCAAGCUUACAUACAAGAAGUUCUAAAGAUUCUACGUUCAUUCAUGUAUAUGGUGAAAAAUAUAUUUACGAAAACCUAUGUGGUUAUAAAUUCAGAUUAUCGCCGGAUUCUUUUUUUCAAAUAAACACAUUAGGUGCUGAAGUCUUAUAUGAGGAGCUAUUUAAAUUGUUGAAACCAACUAAAAACUGCACACUGCUUGAUUUAUGUUCUGGAACAGGUACUAUAAGCAUUAUUGGAAACAAAUAUGUGCAGUCGUGCAUAGGUAUAGAAUCUGUAACUCAAGCUGUUGGUGAUGCAAAGGAAAAUGCUAAAAUUAACAGUAUUACCAAUUGUGAUUUCAUCGAUGGCAAAGUUGAAUUAGUGAUGAAUUAUAUUUUUAAAGAGUUACAUAUGACUAGUGAUCUAUGUACAGUUUUGAAUCCUGGUCGAGCUGGAGUUCAUCCAAGAGUAAUCAAAGCUAUAAGAAAAAAUUGUUUAAUUAAUAAUCUUGUGUAUGUAUCUUGUAAAGCUGAUAGUCCAGUUACCAUGAAAAAUCUUGUUGAAUUAGCUGUACGAGAUAAAACAACUACUCCGUUUGUUUUAGAAUCGAUCAAACCUGUUGAUAUGUUUCCUCAUACACAUCACUGUGAAUUGAUGUUUUUAUUUAGACGAUAACAAUAAUUCAUUAAUCUUGAGCUGUCCUGUAUUUUGUUAAAGUAGUUAUUGCGUUUGUUUAUUAAUAGAUAUAAAUAAACAAAAGUUUGAUGAUUUUA